Messenger RNA from Coniophora puteana RWD-64-598 SS2, 546 nucleotides. RefSeq lists its product as uncharacterized. The transcript is spliced from 2 exons. The record is from RefSeq and is a predicted model, not a curated record. Lineage: Eukaryota; Fungi; Basidiomycota; Agaricomycetes; Boletales; Coniophoraceae. The annotation marks the transcript as partial.
AGGUAUCGCAAUGUCCCAACGUUUGGCCGAGGAACAAUCCGGAGGUUCCAUAGAAGUGCAUGCGACAUGAAACGACUAGCAGCGCGUGACUUUGAGGAUCUACUACAGUGCGCUAUGCCUGUAUUUGACUCAGUCUUCCCAGAUAGAGACCACGGGAAAAUCAUUCUCGACUUAUUAUUUGAGUAUGCUAACUGGCAUGCUCACGCAAAACUACGCCUUCACACCGAUGAUACACUCGAGCUCUUUGACCAAGCAACCGUCACACUGGGUCAGACUACGCGCAAACUGCAAAAGCUGGUUUGUCCUGCUUACGACACACGCGAGCUCCCUUCAGAAACAGGUGCACGACACCGUAGAGCUGCAAAGCUGCACAUCAAAAAUGGUAAAAAUCCUCAAUUACCAGGGAGAGCCCAUGCAGUGGACGCCUCACGGGGUGUCAAGCCAAAGCGCUUGAACUUGGAGACUUACAAGUAUCACGCUCUCGGAGAUCACCCGAACACAAUCCGUCAAGUUGGGACAACAGAUAACUAUACUUCGCAGUUGGUA